Molecule: messenger RNA, 573 nt
Organism: Blepharisma stoltei
Lineage: Eukaryota; Ciliophora; Heterotrichea; Heterotrichida; Blepharismidae
Source: the annotation of a GenBank genome assembly
AUGUCAGUCCUAGAAGGAAUGCACCACACAUUAAUAGGGAGAAUUGUUACAAGUGGCGAGAUUGAUAGCAGAUGUGAGAUUUUUGAAAUCUUCAAUAAGCCUCGCUCUCUGCAUAUAGACUUGCUUUUAUACCUAAAACAUCUUAAGGAUAACUUCAGCUGUUCGGAUUUCAUUUUGAUAUUCGGAUUUGUAUUAAUUGACAAAUUUCUGAAGUCCUGUCCUGACUUUCAUCUUACAAAUAGAAACGUUCACAGAAUGGUUUUUACUUCGAUCUCAAUUGCCUUAAAAUUUUCAGAAGAUAUAGGUUUUUCUAAUUCCGUUUUAUCAAAAAUAGGGUUGGUGACGACAAAAGAGUUGCUCAAGCUAGAGACCUCUUUUCUAUCAGUAAACAACUGAUGCAUUUGGAAUGAAGAAAUCUCAAAACAAUGCGAAGAAUUAGAAGAAGACUUUUCAAGGGCGCAAAAAAAGGAAAUUUCUAAUUCUGAAUGCGAUGAAUUAUACAAUGAAGAAACAACUGCAAGCUUUGAAGAGUUAGAUGAUUUUUCUGAGAUUAGCUACUUUUUCAGCAAUUAA